Messenger RNA from Lodderomyces beijingensis, 2139 nucleotides. Lineage: Eukaryota; Fungi; Ascomycota; Pichiomycetes; Serinales; Debaryomycetaceae. The record is from the annotation of a GenBank genome assembly.
AUGAGCCAGCUCUACCAAAUAUCGUCGUCGUCGUCGUCGGAGUUGCCAAGACAAGAUGUUGGUGGUGGUAGUGAUAUUGACCCAUUAUUUUUCCAGCUCUUGGCCGCUCAUAAUCCCGAUCAUGCAAGUUCUUUCAAUCAAAGUCCCCGACAAAUGAAGGAGAUUGACUUGAAUCUGACCUGUGGAAUCUAUCAACCUUACUCGCAGUCGUCGCACAAAUUCGCCAUUGAGGCUCAGGCAAUCUCGCAACAGCAACAGCAGCAGCAGCAGCAGCAGCAGCAACAACCGCAGAAACCAGUCGAAGCUCAAGAUCAAGAAAACAUCUUGAGUUGCUACCACAACCCGUCCUCGUCGUCGUAUCCGCGACCAAAUUCCCUUAAUGCAAUGGGUUUAGCUUGCUCGCUACCCACCACCAACACUUCCUUCUCUCAGGAGAAAAAAACCCUCACCGAGGACUUGGAGGUUAACUUUUACGAGGGAAACCACAUUGACGCUGGAAACACUCGAUGGGCUUCCGAUGGUGGCAACUUUUUGGAUCCCGUGUUGAUCGAUGACCGGGUGUUUGCAAAGGAGCAUGAGGCUAACCCGUUUCUGAUGACAGCCCCUUAUUCUGUUGACGAAAUCGCUCUUGGCGCGCUUUCGAGAGAGACAGGAAGGGCAAUGUGCAGCACGGUCUACAAUGUACUCUGUCAGGAUAAAAGUAUCAACGGCAUUUCCUUGGAAGCCUCGUUUCUGAGCACCACUGAAGGCGUGAUUUACACAUUAUCCCACAAUCUGGGGAGCGAUUCCGAACGAGUUGACGAAUUGAGAGAAAAUUUGAACCUUUUACCGGCGUUUUCUUUUCCUAGUUCGGAAUCGGCCACUGGUACUAUCUGUAUCUUCCAAGGGGACCAGCGCCCACGAGUCUUUGAAGGUGUUCUUCCCGUCUCGCCGUCACCUGUGAGAAAUCAUGGCCUAGGUCUGACCAUUCCGUCGUCACCUAUUUUCACACCUAGGAAAGAGGACCAAGCUCUGGAGCAUGAAAUUUUUCCAGGCAAUAGCCAUGUAUCCACUCGUAGCCGCGCUGAAACUCCUGUUGCCGAGGGGAUUCAUGUCCUUGUAAUGAGAUCUGAUAGUAGUGGUUACGUACACGAUGGUGGCAACGGAAUGAAAGAGGCGAAAAAGAAAAGGAAGCAGAAGAAGAAGGAAAAAGAAGAAGAAGAAGAUGAAGAGGGAGAAGAGAGAGAAGUAGAAGCGGAAGACGAAGACGAAGAAGGAGAGGAGGAACAAGAGAUGGAAGAGGGAGGACAAGAGCUAGAACACGAACAAGAACAAGACGAAGCGAAUGGAAAUGAAGCUGGCCCAAACGUCGGGGAGCAAAUGUGUAGGACCACCAGAAAGUAUUGCAAGAGGGUGCACCGGCAAGUGCUUAUGAUCUAUCCAGUGAUUUUAAAGUUUAAAAACCGCAAGAAGCAGCAGGAAUAUAGAAAGCUUCUAGAGCUCAAAGAAGGUGAUUCCGAAAACGCCACUAAAUCGUCUCAAACGAAUGGCACAGAAUUGCAGCUUGCUUCUGAGAUCUACGAUAUUGGACCCAAGACGCUUCCUCGACCUUUCACAGAAGAGUUUUGGAACUUGCAGUUUCACAAGUUCAUCCCGCUCGCGCAAUUGAAACGUCUUCCCGAUUUCAGAUUACCCGAGGGUCAAGAAAGCAAUUACCUGUCCGAUAAACACGUCAAGAGAACGCAUUGCCCCAAGAGGCCAGCAAGUGGCGAUUUGGGGGCGUUUAGAGUGCAGCCAACAAACCAAUUGGGGAACGUGCAGUAUGACAGGUACUACUCGAGGUUAAACAUCUACGAGUUGUCGCGGAUCUUGGAGUUGCACAAUUACGACAUUGCCUUGACGAAACAAGUUGAGUUGAAAAUCUUGGAGAUAUUUGGCAACUAUUGCGAUUUCAAAUUGGGCCAUCAAACUUGGAUCAGGGAUACUAACAAAGUAAAAAGGCAGGCGUUGAUUGAGGAAUUGUACUCGUACAGCUCAGUUUUCUACCCUGAAAUCGAUCAAUUCAAAUUGGAAGUUAUCUUGAGAAGAGGCAGCUACAGUUUGAUGCAGUCGAGAUUGCGGAGGGAGCGUCGCUUGAAAACCACGAGGCGCGAUCGCUAG